This is a messenger RNA of Armigeres subalbatus, 2187 nucleotides long. RefSeq lists its product as uncharacterized. NCBI's taxonomy places the organism in Eukaryota, Metazoa, Arthropoda, Insecta, Diptera, Culicidae. Gene Ontology annotation, molecular function: GTP binding. The transcript is spliced from 2 exons. The record is from RefSeq and is a predicted model, not a curated record. The coding region runs from base 297 to 1967 and encodes 556 amino acids.
GAUAACUAUAUAUGUGCGCCGUCAUGAAGAGUUUUCAAACCGAUGAAGGGUGAAGACGUACGUUGGUUCGUUUCCGGUCUGCCUGUACAUUUUUUCUUAUGUGGUGCGCGUUUCGAUGUCCGCGUAGCAUUCCGUAAUUAAAUAGUAAAUUGCCGUUGUGCCGUCGUUUUUUACGCAAAUUCUGGUGCUCGCGAAAACUUUUUCAUUGGAUCAAAUUUUGAUCGUCGAAGUUCCGAUUUUGCAUCUAAUUGGCACAGGGCUCAGGAUUCGGCUGAUAAAUCGUAAACCUCCGCAAGAUGUUCAAAGCGCGACCAAUAUAUGAAGAUGAGCCCGAGAAGGGGGUUGAAGCCGAAGAGCAGGAAGAAGACACGGAGCAGGAGGAACAAGACAUAAAGCAGGAAAAUGAAGACACGAAGCAAGAGAAGGAAGCCAAACAAACGCUGGAGAACGAACAAGAAGAUGACGAUGAUACGAAAAUAAAAGAAGAAGAGGAGCAUCUACUACAGAAGCUAUGGCAAUUGAAGAUGAAAAAGAAACGGAAAUCUAAUCAACAGCAGUACAACAUUUUGCUAUUCGGAGAGACUGGUUCAGGGAAAUCGACCCUGGUGAAUUACUUGACCAAUUACUUCCGUGGUGGAUCGCUGAAGAAGCUUAAAAUCGCUAUUCCCACCAAGUAUCACGAAGCAACAGAGGGUUGUAAAUAUUCUGAGCAGGAUCUCCAGGAUACAACUACCAGCAAAACUCGCGAUUGUAUCGACUACGAGUUUACCAAAUCAAAUGAUUGUUUCAACUUCAUUGACACCCCUGGGCUGAGCGACACUGAAGGGACCACAAAGGAUGAUGAGCACAUCAUGAAAAUAAUGACGGCUGCUGAGAAUAGGGGAACGCUGUCUGCUAUCGUGAUUGUUAUCAAUGGAACGGUGGCAAGAGCCACCGUAAACUUGCGUAAUACGUUGACUUUGUUGAAGGGAUCUGUACCGGAUGUACUGCUGAAAAACCUGCUUGUUGUGCUAACUAACUGCACAAAAGCCACAGCAAACUUCGAAUUGAAGCAGUUGGAACCGUGGGUAGUACCGAAGGAUAACGUAUUCUAUAUGAACAAUUCCGCUCUGUGUAUGCCGGUGGAGCAGUGGAAGGAUGACGAUGAAUUGAGAGAGGAUGUGGAAGCUCACUGGAAGAAAUCCAUGAGGGCGAUGGAAGCCUUGACGAAAAAGAUCAGACAGCUGGGCUACAAAGUAACCCAUGCAUUCAAGGACAUGCGGCUGAAAAGAAAUAAAAUCAAGGCAGAACUGCAUGGAAUCUUGCUGGAAGUGAAGAAACUCCAGAAAAUGCAAGAUGAGCUAAACUGCGCUCAGAGCGCUGAGAAAGAUGUCGCCAGCGACAUACAAAAGUAUUCGAACUUCAAACAAACGAAGCAGGUGGAUUACACGGAGCUUGAGGACGCUGAUUAUCACAGCACAAUUUGCAUGACGCACUCAAAAGUUUGUCAUGAAAAAUGCGGUCUGAAUUACACGCAAACACAAGGGGCAGAAAUCUUCAAGGGUUGUUCGUGCAUGAGUGGGUCUCGAUGUGGACAGUGUGAAUGUCCACAUUCAACACAUUAUCACGAUAGGAAGAAGCCGGUAAAAAAGUCAAAAACCGUCGACGAUAUCCUCCAUGAUGUGAAGGCCCUGUACGACCAGCACUCGAACAAGAAAAUCGUUCUUCGGAGAAAGAUCAGUAACCUGAAUUCUGACAUCGGAUCGCUGAAACGCGCCCUCGACUCAAAGGAAGGAGAUAUUAAGAAAUGCUGCGAAGAGUUAAAAACGCUCUGCUCGCAGUUUAAUUUCGUGGAUGAGCUGCAAAGUAUCAUUGAUACGAUGGAGCGUGACGCUCGCACACUUACGAACAUGGCGGCAAGACAGGACGCAGACAAACGCAUCAACAACUUCGUGCACCUUGCCAAUGAACUCUCGGAGAGCAAGUAAAGCCGCCGAAUUUUUUCAUCGUAAUUUUGAACUGAAAUCCUUUCUUAAACGUUGAACUGUUUAUGCGUAUGCAAUAAGUAAACUAAACAGCAAUUGCUGUCAGGGGAGCACUGUAUGCUCCAUAGCACAAAGCUUUAUCGCGCUUAGUAGCUGUAGCUUGUAAAGAAAUGCAUUGAAUUCGAAUAAACGCUAUGAUACAUGUGUUGAAAUUUAUAAUCAA